AUGUUUGCCCCCAAAACCGUGAACAAUCAUCAUCCUCCGAUACCGAUCACAAGAGCCCAUCAUCAACUCUUUGCCAUGGAUUGCCGACCCCUGCUUUGGGGAGAACUUUGGCCAACCAGCAGAGGACCAAAACCAGCGCACUCGACGAAUCCGGUUUCGGUAAUUAAUUUGUCGGCGCUCCGGGUACCCUUUGGCGAUGCCCUUGCGAGCCCACACGAGCAGCGGGAUUCCGAAAAAGGCGUAUCUUUUGCUCUGACUCUGGUGAUGUUCCAUCGCUUCAGCAGCAGCGGCCUUGGCUUCGAUUCAGUCAGUUUUAAGUCUUUGAAACCUCGCGCGAAUGCCAAAAGCCGGAAGCUAGGGCUUCCACAACCGGAUGGCGACCCUGCCCUGGCUGCGAUGUGUGGGUUGUGGGUGGAUAACAUGCGCAUGUCGGGCGAAAGUGGCGAAACGCUGCAUCUGGUGAGCUUGGAGCGUGAAAGUGCGGGAUCGUACGCCUGUGCAGCUUCCAACACCGAAGGGGAAACGCGUAGCUCUUCCAUCAGUCUUAAGAUACAGUAUGCACCACGCUGUAAGCCGGGAACAGAACAGACGUCCGUUGGAUCCCUAAACAUGCACUCGUUGCAUGUCAAGUGCGAAGUCGAAGCUGAUCCUCCGGAUGGGAUUCGAUUCAGCUGGACCUACAACAAUACGCGAAACGUGUCGCCUGUCCUGAAUUCACGGAUCAACUCUCAAGGCCUGGUCAGUACCAUGACCUACAUGCCACAAUCCGAUGCCGAACUAGUCACAUUGGCCUGUUGGGCCAUGAACAGCGUCGGGCGACAGAACGUUCCCUGUCUUAUCCACAUUCUUCCAGCGAAAAUCCCGGAAACGCCUCGCAACUGUGAGCUUCACAACGACUCGGUCCUGGAGGUGGUCUGCCAGCCCGGAAAUGAUGGUGGACUGAUGCAGAGCUUCCUGCUGGAGGUAGUGGGUGGCAUUCCUCCCCCGCCCUCGAUGUUCAGCCUCGACUACACCCGCAGCCCACCGACCGAGAUUGACAAUGAAAUUUCCACCAUGAACGAUCAGGCGACGUUGGCACCGUUGUUCCGGAUCCAGGAGCAGAUGCCCCAGUUUAAGCUGCACAGUUUGGAACCGGGCCGGGAUUACCAGCUGAUGGUGUACGCGGUCAACGCCAAAGGCAAGAGCGAUCCACCGUUUGUGAUCGAAAAAGUCCGGGUGGGGUCGGCCCUGAUUCCUCCCUACGUUGACGAAACCAUCAUAUCGGAGGAUCCCACGCCGGCGGAAACGUCGAAUGCGGACAAGCAGAAGCAGCACUCGCAGAUGGUGGUUUUUGCGGCCGUCGUGGCCGCUGCCGGCGUUGUCCUGACUUCGAUCGUCGUGGCCGGCUUCGUGGCGAUAUGCAGGCUCAAGCGACCGAAACCACCGGAACCGCAGGAAGUGCGCAAGCGGAUGCGACCCGCCCGAACCGAUGUGCCAUCGAUGUAUGCCGAGGACGACGUCUUCGAUGACGAGUAUCAGCGGCACCCCGGGGGACCAGGAGGGGGACCGGGAGGGGCCAACAGUAACGAUCCCCGGUGCAGCAGGGCCUCGUCGACCCUUCGGAGUAGUCGGUACAUCUCCGAGGGAUUUGUACAGUAUUCGCAACCUAGUCUUAAUGAUCCGGACCUGAUUCUUCCACGUGGCACCGAGAUGGAAUUCACGACCCUGUCAGGAGCUUAGCAGAAGCCAACCUAGCCGUAGGACGACGUAGCGCUCUAGUAGUAGUAGAAGUAUAGUAUACAAUUAAGAAUGAUUUCAAAGAAUUAAACGGAGUUGAUUGUCGUUUGGCUGCCGGCCAGUGGAAGAAAUACAAUGGCGACCGUGGCAAAAAGAAGCGUUGAUAUUCAGAAGGUAAGCGCGUGAUUUGUGUGUCUGUGUUUAUGUAUGAAAAUUCAGCAAACCAGUUUGCCGAACUUAAAAUGUAAAUAGUUGAUGGAAAGUUUGUUGAUUUUGGUUUGCAAAUAACUCAGCGUAAGGUUUUGACCGAUUCCGACAAAAUGUGUGCAAAUUCGAGGGACGAAUUCGCGUGAAUGUGAAUAACAUUAGGAGAUGUAAAAUAAGCAAAUAAAAUAGGUAAGCAAACACGCUCUAUAGUAAUGGAUUGUGUUCGGAAGAAGUGAGCUGAUGUUUGUGUUUUCAUCGUUCUCCCAAUUGAUGGAAACAACAAGUAAAGGAUAAAGUUCCCUUAUCUUAAGGAAUUGUGCAAACAGUCUAGGGUUAAAAUCACAAGCAAGUGGAGCGAGCGAGUGAGAGAACAAUUUCAAAUUUGUUACUUUGAAAAUUGAAAAACAAAAUGUGAACACACAAGUAUAAAUUGUGAGAUCAAACUCUAUUUAUACUUUAACCUCAGUAGAAUUUAUUUUAUAGCCUAGCGAAUAUCAGAUGGUUUAUCUCGAAGCAAGCAAGUUAUACUGUUUGAGUAUUUGAAAGGGGGAAAUCGAGUUCGGCUCGAGACUCCUAGAAGAUUUAAGUAGUUUAAAGUUACAGGCCAUGGAUCAUUGAAUGAAGAAAUGUUAGCUCGGGCUGACUUGGCUCCUGAGAAGGAAAACAAAUGCUAAUGUAAAGUUAAAUCAAAAACGUAAAUAAAAAACACAACACAAAAUAACUCUAGAUAAUGAAUCUAGUUUAGUUGCUGAUAUUUUUUAUAAGAAACUAAUAAAAAAAAAACAAAAGAUUAUAAAUCAAAACCAACCCGAAACGUGACGACGGUAGUCAACAACAAUCAAAAAAAGGAAUUUCGUUCAAUGAAAUAAAAACAGCUCCAUGAGAUUUUUUUUUUCGAAACAUA
Molecule: messenger RNA, 2827 nt
Organism: Uranotaenia lowii
Lineage: Eukaryota; Metazoa; Arthropoda; Insecta; Diptera; Culicidae
Exons: 10
Coding region: 1-1719 (572 amino acids)
Molecular function (GO): protein binding
Source: RefSeq, a predicted model, not a curated record